AUGACUGGACAGUCUCAGCAGCAGCCGGCGCAGCAGCCUGCGGGCGGCGUAGGUGCGCAGCAGCAGCUGGCUGGCAGCGGCAGCGGCGGCGCCUCGCUGCCCUACCCGGCGCAGCCCGCCACCUACAUGCAGCAGUUUUAUGCGCAGCAGCAGCUGGCGGAGGAGCUGCGCAAAUUCUGGGCGCAGAUGCAAACCGAGGUGGAUGAGCACAGCGAGGUGCUACAGGACUUUAAGAACCAGGCGCUGCCACUGGCGCGCAUAAAGAAGAUCAUGAAGAGCGAUGAGGAUGUGCGCAUGAUCAGCGCCGAGGCGCCCGUGCUGUUUGCCCGCGCCUGCGAGUUCUUCAUCCAGGAGCUCACCAUCCGGUCGUGGAGCGCGGCGCAGGAGUUUAAGCGGCGCACGCUGCAACGCAGCGACGUGGCCACCGCCAUCGCACGCACAGACAUCUUUGACUUCUUGGUGGACAUUGUUCCGCGGGAGGAGGCUAACGAGCUGGCUGGCGGGGACGCUGCGGCGGCAGGGCAGCUGGCAGGCGUGGCGGUGCCGCCGAUGCCGCUUGGCCAGGCGCCGCCAAUGCCGCUGGGCCUGUUCCCGCCAGGUGGCCAGCAGGGGCAGCAGCAGCAGGGGUUCCUGCCUCCGCCGGGGCAGCAGCAAUUCCUGCAGCCGCCGCCCGGGCAGCAGCAGUUCCUGCAGCAGCAGCAGCAGCAGGGGGCGCCCGGCAACCAGGGUGGCGGCCCCGGCAUGCUGCCCUACAACCUGCCCCCCUACAUGGCACCGCCACCCUUCAGCUUCCAGCUGGGCGCGCCCUCGCAGCAGCAGCCCGGCAUGCAGUUCCCGCCGCCGCAGUGA
Molecule: messenger RNA, 849 nt
Organism: Chlorella variabilis
Lineage: Eukaryota; Viridiplantae; Chlorophyta; Trebouxiophyceae; Chlorellales; Chlorellaceae
Exons: 4
Coding region: 1-849 (282 amino acids)
Biological process (GO): regulation of DNA-templated transcription
Cellular component (GO): nucleus
Molecular function (GO): protein heterodimerization activity; DNA-binding transcription activator activity, RNA polymerase II-specific
Source: RefSeq, a predicted model, not a curated record